Molecule: messenger RNA, 1496 nt
Organism: Anopheles darlingi
Lineage: Eukaryota; Metazoa; Arthropoda; Insecta; Diptera; Culicidae
Product: ubiquitin-like protein 7
Exons: 2
Coding region: 129-1463 (444 amino acids)
Biological process (GO): ubiquitin-dependent protein catabolic process
Cellular component (GO): cytosol
Molecular function (GO): polyubiquitin modification-dependent protein binding
Source: RefSeq, a predicted model, not a curated record
GAUUCGAUGCGGGUUUUCAACAACAACAACAACAAUUUCUCGUCUUUGUCUCGUCGCCGGAAUCCGGAAAAACGCAGAAUCAAUCGAAAAUAGGGGAUAGCAAUCAAGAACCGAGAUAGAACGCAAAGAUGGCCAUCAUCUACCUCGGCGUGCAUCUGCCGUUCAAACCGUAUCAGAAGCUGAAACUAGACAAUUUUGAUCUCAACAGCCGCACAGAAGCGUUGCGAGCUGAGGCAGCCAAACUGAUCAAGGGCGACGUGGCGAUGGACGAGUUCGUGUUCCUGUACUGCGGUUCACAGCUCAUGAAGGAUGACACGCUGCAGAGCAAGGGCAUCCGGGAUGGUUCGAUGAUCCAUGUCAUUCAGCAGCGUCAGGAACAGAGGAGCGCCGGUUCCGAGCAACAGCGACCCUUUACCGAGGCGGAUGUGCAGGAAAUGCUCGGCAUCUGGCGUACGGUCGAUUCGUCAAACUUCCAGAAGGUGCGGCAACCGGAGUUCAUGAAGAACGCCCUCGACGCGCACCCAGCUAUCCGGGGCGAUCUGUUCGUGCUGUCGAUGCUGAAGGACCCGAUUCUGUUGUCCUCCAUGCAGCAGCCAGAGACGAUUCGACGGGUGGCCGAAAAGCAUCGGGUGCUGAUUGAUGCGUCGCGCGCCAUCGUCAAGCUGCUCAACUCCAAGAUGAUCUCGAAGGUGAACAACUAUCACCUGUCGGCCCCGAUGGACAAUGCCCUCGAUGAUCCACUGUCGGAUUCGUCGUCGAGCGAUGAAAACACUGCCUCGCCGACCACCUCGAAUGCUCCGGCCAUACUGCGCAUUACCGCGGAUCAGCUCGCCUCGGCCCUUGCCUUCGCCGGCAGUGGCACACGGAGCGGUUCCGGUUACAAUUCUCUCUCCAACAUCUCGCAGCGCGAUGCGGACAAUCGCGAAAGUCAACAGGAUUCGACGGGAAUGGAAGCCACCGAUAGCAAUCAACCCUCCACCUCCGGCAGUAGCGGGCCCGUGGCUGGUGGCGAGAAUACCUCCACCGAACGCAUUACAUCCUCCAUGCUGAUGGACGCCAUUUCGAUGAUGUUCCAGCAACGUGGAGGCUCGAGUACCUCCUCCUCCUCACUGACAGCCGCUGGCGAUAAUAGUCCCUCCACGAGUGGGGCCGCCAGCAGUAGCCGAGCAACACAGCCAGCAGUGCCGGUAGCGGCGGAUGAACCGAUGGAUACGAGCCCCGUUACCGGUAUGAGCAUGAAUACUGCUGCCGAUCCGGCUACUCCCAUGGGUGACGAUCUCGGUGCCCAUACCCAAUCGCAGCACUCCAGCAUCGCGGCACGGCUGGGCCAGUAUCGUAGUGAGCUGGAGCUGAUGCGUGAGAUGGGACUGGCCGAUACGGAAACUAAUUUGCAGGCGCUGAUUGUUUGUAACGGCAACGUGGAAUCGGCCGUGAAUCUCGUGCUCAGUGGCAUGAAUAACUGAAACACGAAUAAAGAUAAGAUGGUACUGUUUCAA